Messenger RNA from Eptesicus fuscus (big brown bat), 699 nucleotides. Its product is annotated as protein ZAR1-like. Gene Ontology annotation, biological process: translation. The record is from RefSeq and is a predicted model, not a curated record. The transcript has a single exon. Gene Ontology annotation, cellular component: cytoplasm. Gene Ontology annotation, molecular function: mRNA base-pairing post-transcriptional repressor activity. Lineage: Eukaryota; Metazoa; Chordata; Mammalia; Chiroptera; Vespertilionidae. Bases 1 to 699 code for a protein of 232 amino acids.
AUGGAGCGCUUUGUCCGAGUUCCCCAGGGCCUGUACCAGGGAGCACACUAUGGGAACACACUGCCUUUGGGCCAGCCGGGACUCUCUGACCACCAGCAGCCUGACUGGAGGCAAAACACUGGUGCCCCCACUUUCCUGGCCAGGACGGGGCUGGUGGUGCCCACGAAUGCCUGGGCCUACUGCACUGACCCUUCCAAGAGGGCACAGCUUAAGGCCAUUCUCUCCCAGAUGAACCCCAGCCUGGGCCUGCGGCUGUGCAAGGCCAGUACCAAGGAGGUGGGCGUGCAGGUGAGCCCACGUGUGGACAGGUCUGUGCAGUGCUCGCUGGGCCCGCUCACCCUGUGCAGCUGCUCUUUUUGGGGCUACAGGGACCCCAAGGCACCCCUACCAGCCUGGGACCUCUAUUCACCAGUAAUGGACCUCCGGGGCUUGAUCCGGCUGCGGAAGGAUGGGAAGGAUGAGGAGAGGGAUGCUCUUUCCAGUCCCGCAGAGGAAAGCCAGCAGCAGCAGAAGUCACCACCAAGGCCAAGGUCACAAGAGGACAAGCAGGAGGAACUGUGGCAGCAGGACAAGUUGGGGGAGGAAGAUGCCUCUAGUCCUGGGGAAAGGCGGAGCAAGCAGGCCCAGGGAGAUGCCCACCCUCCCAGGAAACCCAGCUUCCAGAUUAUAGAAAAGGAAGAAGAAAACUCACUGCUGUGA